UUAGCUUCGACCUUUUACUCCUAUUUUCACUAAGUUUUGUCAGGCCGAGGUCACUUUUCUGUCGUACCGAACUGAACAUUUUAACGAUCUCGUUUAUACGAGAGCGUCAGUUUGUCAUCGAUCUUUCAUCAUGAAGGGACGUUGGAAUUGUAGCGAAGAGGAACUUGUCUCGGCAGAAGAAGGUUUAAAGAUUAAUAAAUCUGUGACAAGGGGAAAAAGCUACUGUUAUGAAAGAUUUAUACAGUAUGUAAAAUUGAUCUUUCUUAUUUUACUGAUCUCUUUCGUUGGAUGGAGCAGUUACACUAUUUGGAAAGUGUACGGCCAGGAGUCAAUCGAUUUAUCCGUUCUCGACUCGAGUUCUACUCAAUAUAGCGACGGUGAAUCUUCGACAAUUUUUAAUAGAAUUUUGUCGUUACCAUUGAGUAAAUCUGAAAAAACGUUGGUAACUACGACGAGACAAAGUAUCCUUUUAAACGAGGAUCUAUUUCCAAGUGAAAUUUAUUCGACCGAUAAUCAGCUGAUCACAACUAUGAAGAUUCCUGAAUCGAAUAUAAAACAAGAUAUUUCAAUAACGAGUUUCGAGAAUACUGAUACGGAAGAGACGAUAAAGAAUUCGUUUAAAUCGUCGAUAAACGAUCACGAAGAAGAAAUAACAGUGCCGACUUUGAAUAAGAAUGAGACUAAGGAGUAUGAAAAUUCGACGAACGAGUCAGUGAUCGAAUGGAGCUUUCCGUUUAUCUGGUCUAUUUAUGAUGACAUUGAUUCAUUUACGGAUGAUUACUUGGAAGAAAUUCAUAACUCUGAAUUAGAUGCAGUGUUAAAAGAACUUGAUGAGAACAACGAGAAAGAUGAGGAAAGUAAUGAAUUUUCGAAAUUUCAAGAAAAUUCUUUCGAAAAGGAAGAUCUGUCUGAUGAUCAGAACGAUGAGAAUAAUCGUAGCUACGAAAAGGACGUUCCAUCGUCCAUCGAAAUUAUUAAUAAUUUGAAGAAGCUUCACGAUUCCAUAGAUGCCAUGAUGAAGGAUUUACAUGUAGAGAAUCGUCAAAGUGAUUAUGAUUUAUUGAAAUCUGAAGAAAGUUCGAUAAAGGAUGAAUCGUCUAAUCAUUUGUUAUUAGGAUUAGGUAGACAAGAUAGCAUCGAGACACCAUCUUCCAUCUCAGGAGAAGAUUCAGAAAUAACAAAAUCGAGUUUGUUUCACGAUAGCUUGAUUGAAGAAGAUCCGUAUAGGUUUCUCUUGGGAAAUCACGAUCACAGUUACCUCGAGUCGUCGAUCCUUUCUUCUUUAGAACGUGUAGACUCUGAAAAGUCUGAUACGUCGAAGGUGGACGAUACUACCAGCGAUUUAAAGAAGGGGUAUUUGGAAAAUAUGGAUAAGGAUUUGUGGCUCUUUCGUCAAGAUAGUAAAAGAGAGGACAGUGAUAUCGAAACAAAUCCGACGGAUAAAUCUAUGGAAAGGCAUUUACUUGCGGACGUAUCUACUCCAGCUAUUGUAGAAAACGAUGAUGACACGAUAAAAACUUUGGAACCUUGGAGAUUUUACGUGAAUCCUCCAGUAUCUUCAUCAAUGAACAAUGUAAACUUGAAAAAAGAAAUUGUCUUUACUAACUCAAGAAAUGAAGAUCCUAACAAAGGUGUCAUUUGUACUAUACAAACAUUAAAUGGGAUAAAUUUACUAAAGUGUUCAUUAAAUUUAUUCGAUACUUCCGAAUCUUUUACGGAACAAUCCAACGAUAGUUCUUUCGAAUCUUCUUCACAUUUUAUUCCAGAUUCUAAGAGUGAUAUAUUUACAGAAGAUGACAAUGAAUCUUUCUCAAAUCAUUAUUCCUCUUCCGUUGAAAGUCAUACAACAGAAAAUUCUUUGAAUGAUAUGACAUCAUCUAACAAAAAUAUUGGUAUCGAAGCUAGUACGAUUGAACAGGAAUCGAAAGAAAUCUCCAUAGAUUCAACAAAUUCGGAAUCCGAAAUGUCGGAUAUUUCUUCAGAACGGUGGAUGAAAUUUGAGUCACCUACAGAUACGUACGAUCAAGAUAAUACAUCUAAAAUUAUAAAAGAUCCAAUACUUUGGUGGUUAGAUGUGAAUAAAUAUCGCACGAAGCGAUCGACUGGUGAGGAAACGGUAGAAAGGAAAAGACGUGGCAUCGCGAAGAUAAUGUCGGGACAAAAAACUUUUUCGGACGAUGAAGACUUAUAUAGGAAAUGGAUGAACAACGAAACUCGUUUACAAGAUUGGAUACGGAUGCAUAAAACUGGGAUUAUAAAAAAUAUGAUGCGAGAAUACUCAAACGAAGAAUUGGACGAGAACUUGGCGAGAUUUUAUUUAGAAAUGGAGAUUCUCUCUUCUCAUAUCGACAUGUUGCACGAGCUUUAUCUUCGACGACAUAAUUUGGAGGACGAUUAUAUAUCGCAGGAAUUUCUAAAUGAUUUUUAUGAAAAUUAAAGACAAUAUCUCGUUUA
Molecule: messenger RNA, 2454 nt
Organism: Vespa crabro (European hornet)
Lineage: Eukaryota; Metazoa; Arthropoda; Insecta; Hymenoptera; Vespidae
Exons: 3
Coding region: 131-2437 (768 amino acids)
Source: RefSeq, a predicted model, not a curated record